This is a messenger RNA of Bathycoccus prasinos, 1011 nucleotides long. RefSeq lists its product with no specific name. NCBI's taxonomy places the organism in Eukaryota, Viridiplantae, Chlorophyta, Mamiellophyceae, Mamiellales, Bathycoccaceae. The transcript has a single exon. Bases 1 to 1011 code for a protein of 336 amino acids. The record is from RefSeq and is a predicted model, not a curated record.
AUGGAUAAUAAUAAUAUCAUCGCCGAUGAUGGUGAAAGAAAACCGACGAUAAAGUUCAAUCCGUUGCCGAAACACGCACAAAAUAACAAGAAACACAAGCGAGUGAAACCCCCGAAAAUGGACGACGAACAGAAAAAGCUCGCGCAGGCGAGGAUAGACAAGCAAAUGAACGAAGGGUUCGAGAAGAUUUUUUUCCAAAAGAUGUUGGAAAUUUGCAAAGAAGGAGGACCGAAGCGAGUCGUGCCGACGGGUGAAGAAGGGAAGACGAAAGCGCGAGCGAGUUUGGAGGAGGUGAAGGAGUUCGCGGUGAAUUACGUGAAACACGCGCCGCCGUUACCGCCGAAAGCGGAGUUACCGGCUGGGAAAGCCAUGCGACACGCGUUGAUGUAUUAUUACGGAUUUGACUUUGUGGAAGGGACGAUGGUUCCGCCGAUUAAAUACGGAGAGUGUAACUGGGACGAAGGUAUUCCGCACGAAAGCGCGCACAGAGUGUUCAUCGACGCCUUUCGCAUGCGCGUGGAAGACGAGUUGGUGUUUGCAAACAACGUGCACGGGAACGCGAAAGAUGUCAAGUUAGGGACCAUUAAGUUUGGGCCGCAAGCCAGAAACGAUUUCGCUACGUUUUUGAGGAAAGCUCGAAAAGGCGUAAACGGGCAACCGACCAUGUUGCCGUCGUGGUGGAAGAAAGAGGACGAUAAGAUUUGUGAAGAGGCGGAAAUUUUGCACGAACGAUUUCAAAAAGCAGACGCGAAAGCGUUGUACGGUGAAGAGUUCCAAAAUCUUCGAGUGCUCGGAGAGUUGGUGUUGGGGACGCCGAUCGGCGCCGGCAUUCCGUACGAAGCCGAUUUCGAUAUUUUCAAAGACAAACAAGGGGUGUACUGGCACGAUGUGGACCCUUCGGUGGACACGGUUCCGAAACCUCCCUCGAAAGGAAAACAAGUGGACAAGAAGGAGUUAUCCAAGGAGAGGAUUAAGGAGGAGUUAGACUACGUCGUCAAAGGACGCAAAUAA